UCCUUCGGGCGCAGGAUCCCGUCGCCGUCAUCGCGGGGCCAAUCAGGCCGCCUGGCGGGUUCUGAAUUGUUGUGGUGACCUGUCACACACUUUAGUGUAACAUUAUAACGUUACUGUGUUGUUACAGCAUGGCGUCGUUUGUGACUGAAGUGCUCGCCAGCUCUGGCAAACUGGAGAAAGAGGACCUGUCCGGUAAAAUUAGCAAAAUGUCUCGCAAAGUGGAAGAUACGAAGGAAGAAGUAUGUGACAUGAUGAACAAGCGGUACAGUGACUUCCUCCCUAGUCUCCAAGGAUCAGAGGAGCUAAUGGUACAGGUUGAUGAGGUUUCCAAAGAAAUGGAUGGCCUUAAAAACUGCAUUGAGUCCGAGGUGCAGCAGAACAUCCAUGUGGCUGUAGCUGAGUAUGCAAAGCUGAAGCAGCAGCUGGAGAAAAAUACUGUCAUCAUAACCAUGCUUGGGCAUCUAAAGGAGUUUCACAGUGCAAUGGAGGAGUUCAACAAAGCUUUGCAGGAAAAAAAGUAUGUUGAUGCGGCCAACGAGUUGGAAAGAGCAAGAGCCGGCGUGGAUUCACUGAAGGGCUGGAAGAGCUCCCAAUUGCCGCUGCUCAGUGCUCUCAGCUCAGAGUUGACGGUGCAGAGAGAGAACUUAAUUUACCACCUGGGAGAUGAAGGGAAGCGCCUCGUCAUCUGGAUACCGCCAUCGAAGGAGCCUGCGGGUAUGAAGUCCUUCCUGAAGGUGGAACUGAACCUGAGCCAUGCCUGCAGUAAGGACAGUGAAGCGAAGCCACCUGCUCUGCUGUGCUGCGUCCUGCAAGCUCUGGCCAUCCAGGGAGACCUUCAACACAAGAUCAAACUCUUCAGUCAGGUGCUGCUGAAGACCGUGUUGAAGCCUUUGGUGAUGUACCCGUCGCUGUCGGUGAGGGUAGCGGAGCAGCCCGGUGAGGGAACCAUCAUGGCGUUACAGUGUUUGGAGGAGAGCCACAAUGAGAAAUCCACUCCCUCGCAAGUCUACAGCAAAGUGCUCCUGGUGCUCAGGACGCUGCACUCACACCUACUUGAUGUGUCCAUUGGUGAUAGAAAGCUCUCGGCUAUUUUGGGGGAGCUGAUUUGGGAGGAAAUUUCCCGAUGCAUCAUUCACGAGUGUCUGAUCUACUCCAUCCCCACCAACAGCAGCCAGCUGGAGAAGUACAACACUGUGAUCAAGGAAACCGAGGAGUUUGAGAAGUCCCUGAAGGAGAUGGAGUAUCUGCAGGGAGAUUCCACAGAGCUGCUCAAAUAUGCCAGGGACGUCAACUGCCACUUUGCCACCAAGAAGUGCAAAGAUGUCAUUGUGGCGGCACGCAAGCUCAUGACCUCCAAGAUGCACAACACCAUCAAAAUCACGUCGGACUACAACCUGCGUCUGCCCAAGCUGCCUGCUCCGGCGUCGGAGCUGAAGGUGAAGCAAGGGUCCACAAAGGACGAGAUAACGAUGGAGAACACAAAGCAGCUGUCUGCGUGGAGUCUGUGUCUACCGGCCUGCCGCAUCAGCGAGUCAGUGCAGCAGCUGAUGGAGCUGGCGCUCGGCACCCUGUGUGAAGCCGUUGGAAGCUCCACACAAUGUGCAUUACAACUCUUCUUUACCGUGAGAAACAUCUUCCAGCUGUUCUACGAUGUCGUCCCGACGUACCACAAGGAGAACCUGCUGAAGUUCCCUCACCUGGCGGCCAUCCAGCACAACAACUGCAUGUACUUGGCCCACCACCUGCUCACCCUGGGCCACCAUUUCAGAGCUCACCUUCCACAGCCCCUCAGCGAGGGCAUCACAACAUUUGUUGACAUGGUGCCUGGAUUCAGGAAGCUUGGCGCUCAGUGCUUUUUGGCCCAGAUGAACGUCCAGAGAGCUGAGCUGCUGGAGAGACUUUCCACCGCUCACAAUUUCUGCAACCUGGAUGAUGAAGACAACUACAUAGCAGCCAGCAAAGCAGUAAGACAGGUCAUCCAUCAGUUGAAGCAGUUGGGCACAGUGUGGCAGGAUGUCCUUCCAGUCAGCAUCUAUUGUAAGGCCAUGGGCAACCUCCUCAACACCGCCAUCACCGAAGUCCUUGCCAAAAUAAUGAUGCUGGAGGAUAUUUCCUCCGAGGACGGGGAGCACCUGCACACUCUGUGCCAGACCAUCGUCGAGGAAGGUCCGCUGGUCUUCAUCCCUCUGGCCGAGGAAAACAAGAACAAAAAGUAUCAGGAGGAAGUGCCUUUGUAUGUGAGGAAGUGGACUACCUUCAAGGAGCUGGUCAUUGUGCUGCGGGCCAACCUGCAGGAGAUAGUCGACAGGUGGGCUGACGGCAAAGGUCCGCUGGCGUCUGAGUUUUCCAGUUUGGAGUUGAAGAAUCUGAUCCGUGCCUUGUUUCAGAAUACGGAGAGGAGAGCUGUGGCUUUGACCAAAAUCAAAUAAACACUUGGUGCAAAAGAAGAGACUGCAGCACGUUUUCCUCGGAGAAAAAUAAGUUUUAUGCCUAUGUUCACUUCCAUUUUCCCUUGCUGUAACCUAUGCAUUUACAUGUGUGGUCGAACAGAUUUUGCCAGAGAACAUGGUCGCCCUGCUUGAUUGAUUGAAACCAGCUUAUACCUCAAUCUGCGGUAUAUACGUUCCUUCUCAGUGUCCAGACUGCAAUUAGUCCCGCACAGAUUCUUUGAUCAGAGGCUUCUUUACCCCAGCAUCCUCGGCCCUAUAGCUUGAGUGGUUUACCACCACAAAGCCCACUGAGGUUGUGUAACCAGCGACCUCCCAUCUGUUGACGUUGUUUCUAAGGUUUACUUUGCUACACAUUGUUCAUCAAACGCAUCUGUAGCUCGUCUGUUUUGAGUUGUUUUUUUUAGCUUUAAUGCCACUAAAGACCAUUUAGUUAAAUAUACCUUCAACCUAAUAAACUGAACUCUUCUGUUAUGUAUUUAUUACUUGUCCAAAUAAACCAAAACACACACCUGA
Molecule: messenger RNA, 2963 nt
Organism: Gasterosteus aculeatus aculeatus (three-spined stickleback)
Lineage: Eukaryota; Metazoa; Chordata; Actinopteri; Perciformes; Gasterosteidae
Gene: zw10
Product: zw10 kinetochore protein
Biological process (GO): endoplasmic reticulum to Golgi vesicle-mediated transport; mitotic cell cycle; mitotic spindle assembly checkpoint signaling
Cellular component (GO): RZZ complex; chromosome, centromeric region; nucleus
Source: RefSeq, a predicted model, not a curated record